Pleuronectes platessa (European plaice) is the source of this 2836-nucleotide messenger RNA. It is a transcript of the gene ddi2, whose product is annotated as DNA-damage inducible protein 2. Gene Ontology annotation, biological process: proteolysis. The coding region runs from base 195 to 1787 and encodes 530 amino acids. NCBI's taxonomy places the organism in Eukaryota, Metazoa, Chordata, Actinopteri, Pleuronectiformes, Pleuronectidae. The record is from RefSeq and is a predicted model, not a curated record. Gene Ontology annotation, molecular function: aspartic-type endopeptidase activity; protein binding. The transcript is spliced from 3 exons.
CCCGUUUCCUGCCUGAGUCGGAGCUGCCAGAGUGCGCCCGACUGGCAUACGGAACAGAGGGUCGUGAAGAAGCCCGUCCAGAUGAGAUAGCUGACAGGGAACUGGCAGAGGCUCUUCAGAGGUCCAUACAAGAAAGCGGCUGAUAGGUUGGUGCAUGCCCCGUGUGCGACUGCUAACUUUCUCCGUCCCUUUGCAUGAUGCGUGUGGUGUGUGCCUUAACCCCUGAGCAGGACAGCACUGAUGCAUUUGGAGACAGCUGGAGAGGGCCCUACCAACCAGACACUGCAGAUGGACAAACUACCUCACCACAGCCCCCAUCAUAUACAUUACCCAGAACCUUAGACAACAUAUCCUCAUCCACCUCCCCCACCCAAGGCCCUUCCUCUGGCCAGCCACAAACCGUGGAUCCCUCCCAGUCUGCCCCAGCCGCCAUGGAGCAGGCCUCAGCACCAGGGCAGAGCCAGGACCAACAUGGCGUUCAGGAGCUUCCUCCACCUUUGUGCCCUGCAGAGGCUGCUGGUUCUACAAUUCAUCAGGUCCAACCUCACUCUCUGCCGCUCCAUAGCAAUUCCGAAAUGUCCCCUGUACCCAGUCCAUCAACAGACGUCCUCCCAACACUGUCCCCUCCAGCAGACAUGACAACAUCAUCCCAGUAUCCAGAGGGUGAGGAACACUGUACAGCCUCAGAGACCGAUGCUGAAUCAUUUGAGGUACUGAACAGCUCAAUGACCUCCCAACCAGAGGAACUAUCCCCCAUUCAACCCAUGGAGCAAGAGACGAUUGAGCCCCUCCCUGCUAAUUCCACUGAAGCCUGUCAGAGUGCUGCUAGCCAACCGGACUCAGUUGAAAUGGAGUCUCCCACUGCAUCCCAGGGCGAGGUGACCACCGAGAGGGACCACCCUGAAGCAGAGCGCCGCUCCAGCUCCGACAGCAUCCCCUCGCUGGCAGCAGCUCUGAUGGAGCUCCAUGAGCUGCUGGUCACCAACAGCUGUGCUCAGUCCCAAAGCCGCAGCACCUCCUCCUCCCCGUCACAUCCGUUCAGACAGGACGCAGACGAAUCGGUCACCGAGCCCCGCACCCCGACACCUGAAGACUCCCAGCCUACCCCCUCCACUGCUAUUACUAUUACAUCUGGUGCAGAACCAAGCGAUGCCAAAGCCAACCAUGCUGCUGCUGUGUGUGAUGAGGGACCAUCUAAGUGUCUUGUGUCCGACCUCUCUGGCCAGGAUGAGUAUCUUGGUAGAAAUGAAGCUGAGACUGUAAAGGAACAAGGGCCACCUCAGCAUCCAGAUGGCUCUGGGGAGAGGGGGGGGGAUAGAAGUGGGAUAAAUGAAGUCGGUAACAUCAGCAUCUCUCAGCCUGAGCCAGAGGCACCUCCUGAUCCUGCUGCAGACCCGGUGCUCAGGGAACCUCCUGAGGGGCUGCAGGGGACAGUGGCAGCAGAGGGACAAGCCUCUGGCCCCAACAGCCCAGACACUCUUGGCCCCAAGACUGAUCAGACUUUUCUUAGCCCUAUGUCAAUAACAGCAGGCUCAUCUGAGGAAGUGUCUAGCACCACGUCCUCCUGUGGUCCUCCUCUUGCUCAGGCUGCCCAGACUUCAUCUGCAGCCCCUCAUCACGCAUCUCCAAAUCCCUUUACAGAACCAUUUCCUGCUGAGCACAUCCAGAGAAUCCAGGCAGCUGGCUUUUCUGCCAGGGAGGCUGCAGAGGCACUGGAACAGGCCCAUGGGGUUGUGGAGCUAGCUCUGCUGGCACUACUAGCCCGCAGUAUCAUUGUGCCCACCUAGACUCAACCACUCGUUUGAGUCCCUGGCCUCUGAACUCUGCAUCUGUCUUAUUUAUACCUUGUUACUGAUCCAGAUGUCUCAGCUCCUUUUUACCAGGGAGCACAUCUAAACACAGGGAAAUGCUGUCUCUUGGUUUGUCAUGAAGAAUAUCCAAGAACAAACAGGACAACCGCUAAUUCUUUUCUGGAUAUGUGAGGUGUGUUUGCAUGCAGAUGUUUUGGUGCCCACCCCUUUCAUUUGUUUCUAGAGAUUUCGUAUUUUAGAUUGAUUUUCUUCUUUAUUUGUUGUCCAACUUUGACAUUUUAUUAAAUGCCCCUCGUAUAAAUGGUUCUUGAACCGCUAAACUUUGUUAUAAUUUGUUAUUAAAGCAGCAUAAUUUCUACACCCCAUGCUGGACUCCCAUAGUCUGGUGAGCUUUAGAUAAUUCAGCACAAACAUGGAAAUUUGAAACGAUUUGGUGAUUUUUCUUUUUUUUUUCUUUUUGUUGAUUUUAUGUUUGUUUCCCCUUCAAUUUACAAAUAAGAACCAGUUCAUUGAGAAGGGGCUGCAGAGUAGGGUUGAUAAUUUCUGAUCCAGUUUACAAAUCACACACAAAUGGAAACCCCUACAUUCACAGCCAUUCUCACACUGAAAUAUCAAGUGAGCCACACACACAUGUGUAUGUCUAUGUUGAGGUUUGAUCAUUAUCGUUUUUUGAAUCCAGUUUGUGUAUUGGAGAAGGGAUCUUGUACUGUAUGUAUCAUUCUCCACAGUUUGAAUGCGCUGCCAUGUAUUGAUUACAAAUCUGUUUGUAGCUCCUGUUCAGAAAGUCCAUGUUGUGUCAAAUCAUCCUAGUGUGUGUUCAUACCUUUUAAACGCAUCCACUUUCAAUUUGUAAUCUGUUAGAAUUUAGCCAUUCGCAACUGUCAAAUCUUUUGUCACUACUUUCAUCGUAUUAUCAAGGAUUUUAAUGGCUUCAUUUGAGUCAAGUACCGACAAUGUUCAGGCAGAUCGAAUUAUUUACUUUUAUGAAAUUUUAAAUUGCAAAUAAAAUGGAACUAGUAUUUGUA